Fusarium odoratissimum NRRL 54006 is the source of this 3446-nucleotide messenger RNA. RefSeq lists its product as uncharacterized. Gene Ontology annotation, biological process: protein autophosphorylation; phosphorelay signal transduction system. The record is from RefSeq and is a predicted model, not a curated record. The transcript has 2 exons. NCBI's taxonomy places the organism in Eukaryota, Fungi, Ascomycota, Sordariomycetes, Hypocreales, Nectriaceae. Gene Ontology annotation, molecular function: phosphorelay sensor kinase activity; histidine phosphotransfer kinase activity. The coding region runs from base 146 to 3118 and encodes 990 amino acids.
CCCUCUCUUCUCCCCAUCUCCAUCAAAUUCAAUUCGGUUUGAAUUCAAUUCCUCUAACAAUUUAAUUUUCGACGAUCCCUUCCCUAAAAGUUCCCACACCCAUGCCUCGUCAAAUUCAAUUCAGUUCCUAGAUAAUCAUCACUAAAUGCAUUUCUUCCCCAAAGCAGACGCCGCGCUCCUCUCCUCAACAAUCGAUAAACACUCUCUCCCUCCGCGUCCAAAGGCGAUCGGCCCCAUUUUCGAUGCCAACAACUUCAAGGCCCCGAUAGAGCCGUGGACUUCCGACGUCGAUUCGUCCUUCUACCCUCCGAAACCAGAUCCGUUCGGUCCGUCGUCGAUACCGCCGGAAGCGCAUUGUGCGUCGUCUUCGAAAUAUGUGCGGUCGCGUUUGGCAAAGAAUGAAAGGCUGAGGCUGUCUAUGCUAUGGUAUUAUGCGAGGGAUUUAGACAACGAGCCUGAACUCCUUGCGGGACUGCAGGAGAAGGCGUGUCUUGCUCAAGAGUCGUCGGGCUGGGAGUAUGCUGUUGUUGGUGUGCUGGAUGUCAAUGUUUACAUUCGUCUGGCCACGGUAGGCCUUCAACUCGCUAUUCUUCCCCGUGGUGAAACCCUCUGCGCACAUACCGUGACUCAACCACCUGGAAAUGUCUUCCUCUUGCCAAACAUGCUCCAGGACUGGAGAUUUCGCGAGUCGCCAUACGUUGAACACGGUGGACUCGUCGCAUAUGCUGGUGUCCCGCUCCGAAUGCAACACGAGUCGGGUGAAUGUGUCGGACUCGGUUCGUUGUGCGUAGCGUCAGCGACGGGUCGAGAUCCGUUAUCCAAGACACAACAGCUUGCACUAGCUCGAUUAGCCGACUGGAUCGUUCACGAUAUAAUACAAUGUGCACGAGCACGACGCCAACGUGAACGUCACCGAUUUGUUGAGCUUAUCGCAGCCGUUCAACAAGAGCCUGACGGCGACGAUAUCCAAGAACCUAUCCUCCGGAUCCUUCGACAAGCCUUCCCCGACGAGUCAAUAAGUCUGCAGUCUACGGGCACCGACCAAUCGACGGUCCCGUACCCCGCGACGACAUCAGAUUUGAAGCAUGGAUUGUGGGAGGAUGACGAAUACAUCGAGGACUUUAUCGCGAACUCCAAUUUCGACGAGCCACCUAAAGAUCGAGUAGUACGCUUCAUCUCAGCACAAUGCGAAACGAAACUCGGCCCCUCGGUCCUCGUCGUUGCGACAAAGGAUUUCCGCAGAAUAUUUGACGAUGUCGACUCUUGGUUUGUGCACACCUGCGCUACCAUGCUCACCCAACGAUGGCAGAAACGUCUCCUUACAGAAGUCAUGCGAGCGAAAGAGAAAUUCCUUCGCGGCGUAUCGCACCAGCUCCGAACCCCGAUUCACGGCAUCCUCGGCGCCGCAGAACUAUUGACGGAAGAUCUAAGGGCAUUGACAGUGCCUGGAAGUUCGACGUUGCGGCCUGGCGUGGAGGCGAUAAUGAAGCCGCUUGCUGAGCUGGGGAAGUCGUCCAUCUACCUCGAUACAAUAUCUACUGCGGGCAGAGAGCUCAUGUCGACUGUCAACAGCAUGAUCACUCUAAACCGCUGGGCUGAUAUCGCUGCGGCCGAACGACAAUACGCUACGCAUGGCAUCGAGUCUCUGGAGACAGCGCUCGUCAAGGCAUUGGCCGACUUCACCUUUAGGGACACGCGUACACGAGCCCCCGUCUUCUUCCAUCACAACCUCACACCAGACUCCGAAGGCCUUCGAAUCGACAUCAACCUCUUCCGAGACAGUAUCCUUCCGCUCAUCGUAAACGCUGUACAGAACACGACCAAAGGAGUAGUCACCGUCACACAAUCCUAUACACAAGACACAAAGACGCUCGUGGUGGAUGUUGAAGAUACUGGCUGCGGCAUUCCUCCUGAAGAUCAAGGUCGCAUCUUUGAUCUAUACGAGAAAGUUGGCGAGCACUCAACCGGCGCUGGACUUGGCUUGACACUCGCGACCAAGUUUUCUGCACUGCUUCACGGUUCGAUCGAAUUGGUGUCGUCAGAGGUUAAUCGCGGUUCUCACUUCCGCGCGACGUUCCGCGACAUUCGUCCCUCGGGUUCUCCUCCCACCGAAAUAACAACCUUGCAACUCAAGCACUUGCCGUUGAGCUACCGACAUCUGCCAUCCGAUCCCCCCGACCUGCAGCUAUCCUCGAACCUAGCGAAAUACCUGGCCCGAAAUGGUUUCUCCUCAUCGAAUGACCCACAAGAUUGUCUCAAUAUCAUUGACUAUAUACGCGAUCCGACCGAACGAGAGAAAUAUCACUCAAUACUACCGAAGGGACAGGUCGCUGUUUGUCUAGUGCCCAACUCGGAUGAACGAGACGUUCCCGAAUCAUGUACCAACAUCGUCUUCGUCAACGGACCUUUCUCGUCGUCGGCGAUUGACUCUGCACUCCAGAAAGCAGAUGAACUACUAGCACGACUACGCAGGUCUACAAGGACAUCCCCACAACCAUCUCCCGCGCCCCUCGAAGAUCCGGAAUCCCUCCUGACACCCCCGGACCCAACAACCGAGAGCGAUCAAAAGUCAACUUCAGACGAAGGCUACGAUUCCGUCACCGGCUCUUCAGUCGCUCUACGAACAACCGAAGCACUUCUAAACGAAUCCGUCGCAAAAGCCGUGUCCCAAAUCGAAGCAGCUACAAUCGACCUCCCCAUCCGCCCCCUCAUCCCACCCACCAACUCAAAACCCAUGACCCUCAUCGUGGACGACAACGCAGUGAACCUGCGCAUCCUAGAAAUGUACUGCAAAAAGCGCGGCCUUCCCUACCUAAGCGCCAUAGACGGGCACCAGGCAGUAGAGCUCUUUAAGAAGCAGCAGACCUCCACACCGAUCGACCUCAUCCUCAUGGAUCUCCAGAUGCCGGUCUGCGAUGGUAUUAGCGCUACGCGGCAGAUCAGAGCGCUGGAGAAGACGGGCAAAUCGGUGUUGUUUAUCGUCACGGGGCAGGAUAGCCAGACGGAUAGGGAGGCGGCGAGUAAGGCGGGUGCGGAUAAUUAUCUCGUCAAGCCGGUGGGGAUACGGAUGCUGGAUAGUAGUCUUAGGAGGUAUUUUCCGGGUCUAGUGACGAGCUAGAAGAGGAGGAGGGACUGGACUUCUGAAGGGGGGAGUUAGGUUAGAACAGUACACGAAUACCCAUGUUUUGUUUCGGUUCGAAGAUGUCCAUUGUCUACGUGGAGUGUUAACGUUGCCGCAAGGUUAUCUUUCCGUGUUGCGAUCAGAGCACAUUGUUAACCAUGCCCUGACUCGAUGGAUAAUUCAUUCCGAAGACAGCUUGAAGAACUCUGUGCAUUGACAUUACUCAAGACAUGUCGGUGUAUAAAGGCCGCGCGGUUGUUCCCCCACCUAUAGCAUCGCAUUCGAGCUCGCGAAGCUCGCGAAAGAAUAAACUUUCGGCCUUACC